UUCUAAGGUGUUUAGCAAGAUGGGCAUCCCUCAGAUCAGGAAUCCUGAACUGCCACCAGCCAAUGAGAUGCCAGAGAUUUACCAUGCCCCCAUAGCUCUGAUUGGUUGUGGCCCUGCGUCAAUCAGCUGCGGCUCCUUCCUGGCCCGCCUUGGAUAUGAUAAUAUUACCAUAUUUGAGAAACAGAUGUGGAUUGGAGGGCUGAGCACAGCAGAGAUCCCUCAGUUCCGGCUUCCCUAUGAGGUUGUGAAGUUUGAAAUAGACCUGAUGAAGGAUUUAGGAGUAAAGGUGAUUUGUGAGAAGGGUCUGGGUGUUGAUGGAAUGACUUUGACUUCCCUGAAAGAGGAAGGAUUCAAGGCAGUCUUCAUCGGGAUUG
Notothenia coriiceps (black rockcod) is the source of this 374-nucleotide messenger RNA. Its product is annotated as dihydropyrimidine dehydrogenase [NADP(+)]-like. Gene Ontology annotation, cellular component: cytosol. The record is from RefSeq and is a predicted model, not a curated record. Gene Ontology annotation, biological process: uracil catabolic process; thymine catabolic process. The transcript has 3 exons. The annotation marks the transcript as partial. Gene Ontology annotation, molecular function: dihydropyrimidine dehydrogenase (NADP+) activity; uracil binding; NADP binding. NCBI's taxonomy places the organism in Eukaryota, Metazoa, Chordata, Actinopteri, Perciformes, Nototheniidae.